Zingiber officinale is the source of this 602-nucleotide messenger RNA. RefSeq lists its product as uncharacterized. The transcript has a single exon. Bases 60 to 437 code for a protein of 125 amino acids. The record is from RefSeq and is a predicted model, not a curated record. NCBI's taxonomy places the organism in Eukaryota, Viridiplantae, Streptophyta, Magnoliopsida, Zingiberales, Zingiberaceae.
AGUGUCUCCGCUCGCCCUCAGUCCCCUCCCCCUCGGACCCCUUGUUUCAUCAUCGCAUCAUGAACCAGAGAGGAGGAGCGCUGGUGGUGGAUCAGGAAGCCGCUCCGCCCCACGGGAUCCUGCUAGCCGUCGUCGUCGGCCUGGUGGUGGCCGCGCCCUUCCUCGUCGGCGGCGAGGCCAUCACGGGCGCCGUCGCCGACCUCCUCAGCCCCGCUGGCCUCCUCCUCCUCCCCGUCCUCCUCAUCCUCCUCAUCCGCUUCCUUUCCUCCGACCGCGGUGUCAUCCUCUCCGAGAUCUUCGCCUCCGGCUCCCCCGACUCCAUCCACCGCGUCGGCGGAUCGCCUGUCGGAGUCGCACUCUUGCUCCUCCUCAUCCUCAUCCUUCUCUACUACCGCUUCUCCAUCUUCGGAGGCGACGCCAGCGGCGACGCCGAGUGAAGAGGCCGAUGAGUGAUCCGUGAUCGAUGUUGCCGAAGUUCACUCACCGUGAACUGCAACUGUAAAAGGGAAUGCUAGGUUACGUGGGUGCCCCUUCCAGGUGUAUGAAAUUCUGAGGUCGAAUAAAAAGUAAGGGAUCCCUAAAAGGUAAUAUGACAUGCCCCA